ACAUAAACUAUAGAUAAAUGUGCGCAUAUGCGUGAAACGGAACGCACCCGGUCUAUAAUCUGAACACAGUCAUUGUUUUAGAUAUGUCAUACCUAUAUCGAACACGUGAAAAUAAUUUGAAUUGAUUUAUAACUGGACGACGCAGAAUUGUGUAAAAUUAACCAUGUCAAACUAUAAAAAAUUAUGCACACCGCUUCCUGAACAUUUGACUAAUCAUAUUGAAAUUUGUGAAAACAGAGAACAAUAUGUCGUAAAUCUUUUGCAAAAUAUAUUACCACCAUCUGAUUGCAAGUCUAUUCCAAAUGAGAUGCGAAAAACUUUCACAUUUAAUAAGUUUAAAGUGAAACACAGACCAAAAAUAGCCUGCAAAGGAAAAUUCUUGUCUGCUAGAAAGAGGUUACAUCUUGGAUUGGGCCAAGUUUGUUAUAGGAGCAAUAUUAAGUAUUCCGAUGUUUUGUUUUUAAAUCAAUUAUGGUUAAAGUACAUGAAAGAGAUGCUUGGUAAUAAGUCAUUUACUAGUAUACCAAAGAACUCCACUGACCCAAAUUGGGAGAACAUUAAUCAACAAUUAAUAAAGGCAGAUUUUCAUGGUGCUAAAAUAACAAUCAACAAAUCUAGAUGUCCUACUUUAGUGGGACUUGAAGGAAUUGUUAUACAAGAUACCAAAAACAGUUUCAAAAUUUGUGGGACAGAUAAUACUGUUCGAACAAUACCAAAAGAUGUAGUUACAAUCCAUAUCCAUUUGGACAAUAGUGUAAUAUUGAAAUCAUUUGGAAGACAACUUGCUGUAAAGCCUACAGAGCGAACAGUUAAAAAAUUUAAAAAUACACGAAUUGUCCAAUUAUAAUAUAAAAAUUUACAU
Molecule: messenger RNA, 862 nt
Organism: Harpegnathos saltator (Jerdon's jumping ant)
Lineage: Eukaryota; Metazoa; Arthropoda; Insecta; Hymenoptera; Formicidae
Gene: Pop4
Product: ribonuclease P/MRP subunit POP4
Exons: 4
Coding region: 164-847 (227 amino acids)
Biological process (GO): rRNA processing; tRNA 5'-leader removal
Cellular component (GO): ribonuclease MRP complex; ribonuclease P complex
Molecular function (GO): ribonuclease P RNA binding
Source: RefSeq, a predicted model, not a curated record